CGGAGAGCGAGAGACGGGCCAGAGGAAAAUGGCGGACGGUGUGGAUCACAUCGACAUCUACGCCGACGUAGAGGAGGAAUUCAACCAGGAAGCUGACUAUCCAGUUCACGAGCAGAUAGACCUGUAUGAUGAUGUAAUAUCCCCAUCAGCCAAUAAUGGUGAUGCCCCAGAAGACCGUGACUACCUGGACACGCUGCCUGCACCAGGUGGCACAGAGGGAGGGAAGAGUGCCCCGCCCAAUGUGGUGUACACCUACACAGGAAAAAGGAUCGCCCUAUAUAUAGGAAACCUCACAUGGUGGACAACAGAUGAGGACCUGACAGAAGCCAUCCGAUCGAUUGGCAUCACAGAUGUGCUGGAGAUCAAGUUCUUUGAAAACAGAGCAAACGGGCAGUCCAAAGGGUUUGCCCUGGUGUGUGUGGGCUCAGAAGCAUCAUCCAGGAAGUUAAUGGAACUCCUAUCAAAGAGGGAGCUCCACGGUCAGAAUCCUAUUGUCACGCCAUGCAACAAACAGUCCCUCAGCCAGUUUGAGAUGCAGUCACGCAAAAGUACCCAGUCAGGUCAGAUGUCUGGGGAAGGUAAAGCCGGUCCCCCUGGAGCAGGCCCCCGUGGAGGUUUCCCCAUGGGUCGAGGCAGAGGAAGGUUCCCUGGACCACCUGGCCCUGGAGGAGACCGCUUCCCUGGUCCUGUUGGGCCUGGAGGACCUCCACCACACUUCCCUGGCUCGGGGAUGAGACCAGAUCUGAUUAGGCACCAAGAUGGCCCUCUGAUGGAUAUGAGUUUCAAUCCCUUCCCGCCGGGGGGCAGGAACGGGAGCUGGCGUGGCAGAGGUGGGAUGCAGGGUCCCCCACGUCCCCCUCCUGGUCCACCUGGUCCCCCUGGCCCUCCAGGACCUCCACCUCCUGGACAGGGUCUCCCCCCUCCCCUCGCUGGCCCUCCAAAUCGUGGUGACAGACCUCCUCCCCCUGUUCUCUUCCCUGGUCAGUUUGGCCAGCCACCAAUGGGACCCCUACCUCCAGGCCCCCCUCCUCCAGGUUACGGCCCUCCCCCCGGUCCCCCACCCCCUCAGCAGGGUCCACCACCUCCAGGACCCUUCCCUCCUCGGCCCCCAGGUCCCAUUGGACCCCCCAUGGCUUUGGCUCCACCUCCACACAUGCCAGGUCCCCCGCCGGGUGGACCGCCACCAGCCCCUCAUGUCAACCCUGCAUUCUUCCCCCCACCGGGCAACAACAGCAUGCCGCCCAACGACAGCCGAGGGCCCCCAGGACCAAACGACCCAUAUGGACGCCCACCACCUUAUGAGAGAGGAGACUACGGUCCUGGAGGCCGGGAGAUGGAGGCAUCACGGACCCCGUUGAGUGAGGCAGAGUUUGAAGAGAUCAUGAACAGAAACAGAGCCAUCUCCUCCAGUGCCAUAUCUAGGGCUGUGUCUGACGCUAGUGCAGCUGACUAUGGCAGUGCUAUAGAGACCUUGGUGACUGCCAUCAGUCUGAUUAAGCAGUCCAAAGUGUCAGCAGACGACCGCUGUAAGGUCCUCAUCAGUUCCCUGCAGGACUGUCUUCACGGCAUUGAGUCAAAAAGCUACGGCUCUGCCUCCAGGCGAGAGCGCUCCAGAGAACGUGACCACAGUCGCUCCAGAGAAAAGAGCCGACGCCACAAGUCCCGCAGUCGCGACAGGCACGAAGACUAUUACCGAGAGCGCAGCCGGGAGCGUGACCGCCAUCGCGAGAGGGACCGGGACAGAGACAGGGAAAGAGAGAGGGAGAGGGAGUACCGACACCGCUAGACAAGAAGGGAGGUAGGUGUAAGCUCACGUGGAUCAAGGAUGGAUGGAAGGAAAAGGAGGAACGCUUUCAGUGCACCACCACCACCACCACCACCUCCUCCCCACCCUGCAUGACCGGACAGGAUUACAACCGCCACCUCUCCUCCACCCCUCCAUCUCUCUUCUCCUCUCCUUCUCCACCCAUCCUUUUCUCUGUCUGUUCAUCUUGUCUGCCUGACUAAGAGCAGUGGAUGGAAGACCCAGACCUGUGUAAGGCUAUGUUAUCCAAACACCUGUACUCAUGGUAACUAAAGAUGAAAGAAAAGAAACUUUCCAAACAGCUCUUUUAUUUUUAUGAUGUUUUAUUUGACAUGAAGAUGAGUAUGUGUGAUGCUUUUUGCAAAGAAACAAUAAAAUGGCCUGCACAACCCCCCCAAAUAGAAGACACAAACAUUACAUCCUAUUUGUUUUUUAUUUUCCUUUGCCCGCCGUACUGUGUACAUUCAGUUUAGAGAUCCGUUUUUAUAGGGUACAUGUUUGAUGUUUUCUCCCCACCUCUCCUGCUCAUUCUCAUAUAUUCUUUUCAUGGUUAGUAUGUUUGUAAAUGUCUCUGCUUUUGAUUAAAAACUAGAUGGUGUUGUAAUAAAAAAUGUUUACUGAGGUACAUUUGGCAUUUGGUGAAUUCCUCUACAUGUUUGGCUCAUUUAUAUUAAAUGUACAUUUUGGAGUGCUAAAAUGUUUUUCAUAUUGAAUUUGUCUACUCUUAGAUCAUACUUUUUAGCUGUCUACGUGAGUGGUUUUAUUCCUUUUUUAUUUUGCUUUGGGUUUGUUUUUUUUCUUCUUCAAACGGACACAUUUUACCAGGUAAGAGAAAUUAAAGAAUGCACUAUUUUGCAAUGUGCUCUGAUUGAUGGAUGGGAUUAAACAAUAUAUAGACCAUGAACAUUUGGAGGUCUAUAUGUUCUUGCACCUUUUUGGACGAUUUCAGAUAAACCAGUAAAAAACACAUAAUGUUCACAAAGUGGUGUCUGAUGUUUGAUGUAUGUGUAAUCACAGUGAAUAGCCAUCACAAUAUUUCUAAACCAAAUUGUCUUUGAGGUCUGUUGUGUUUUGUUAAUGUGAAUUGCAUUCAUUCUUACACUUAAUUCAUAUUCAUUUAAGCAGCCAUUGUAGUUACAUCUUAGAUGGAAUUCAAUUAAUUGAAAAAUUUCCAUUUCAAGUGAAUAUUACUUUUUUGCUCUUAUGUUUCACACGUAAAAUGUUUUUGUUGAUUUUUAACAUCCAAACACAACAAAAGGAGCAAAGUCAGUACAGCUGAUAGUUCCAAUGCAAUUUGUUAAAGGUACUGCAACACUGACUUUGUCAUAUUAUCCAGUGCAACACAUCUUUUAUUCAACCACCCAUCAUAUUCAUGUCUUGCAUUUUUGUUGAAAUAGGCUGUGAUUGUAAACACUUUGUGAUAACAAGCUUUUAGAUUGUAAUGUUGAAUAUAAUGGGUUUGGCAAAUAAGCACUGAGUUACAUGUAUGUUUUUUGUUUUUUUGUUUUUUUUUACUGUCUCAGAUCAAAACUUCAGUUAUAAAAAAAAAUAUUAGACUUAGCUGUCCUAACAUAUAUCUGAUCUUGAACCAUAAGCCCAGACAAGUUUUUGAAAUUGAGUAAAUAAAAAUGUAAAAAUUCUGUGAAGUUUUGCAGGAAAAGUGUUUUACCAGGGGUGCCAUAUUGCUGUUCGUUUCAUUUGUUCUUCAAAACAAUGGAAUAUGGACAAAUUAACUAACACCAAUACUAAUAAGACAGCAAACAAACUUUUGUUAACACUCUACUGUUCAAAAUGAAAAAUCCUAUUUUGCGUUUGUUUUUUUUUUUGUUUUGUUUUUUUUUUGUUUUACUUGUGAAGGUGAAUGUUUUAUAUCCAUCAUGUCGGUUCAAAUUUCCAUGACCAUCCCCUAAAAUACUCUCCACAGGUAUUUGAUGUAAAAAUUGUGGACCCUAAACUCCAACUAGAGGAAUCCCUGACCUUUGAUAAAUGAAAAAAUGUUAAUCAGAUUGUAGCAAAAUCCAAACAUUUUUUUAAAACCAUCAUGAUUUCCUUGGAAUGUAUUUUUCUAAUGGUAUACUUUUAAGAGUGUUUUAUAUACACAAGGGUUAUUGAUAUGAAGAACAAUGUGGAAAAAGUGGGGCAUGAAAGAGAAUGCCAUUUCUCUUGAUUCCUUAAAAAUGUUAAUGCAGUUAAAAACCCCUACACACCCCUGCUUUUUAAUUACUUUGGGUUGUGUGUGUGUGUGUACACAGAUAAUGCUUCUGUCCGCAGCACUGAAGGUAAGUGUUUUCAGGUCUACAUGUACUGCAGAAGAAGAAACAGUCCAAUCCAGACAAUGUCUAGCCAAUUCUGCUGCAGCAAGCCAGACCAACAUUUUUACAUCAUGCAAGAUGUUGGAAAGUAUCUUUUUUGUGUUUGAUUUGUUUCUUUCAGUAUUUCACUUGAAUAGUAUAAUGUAAGAUUUUCUCGUUAUUCAUUAAUUGAUCUUCACCUACUUGUUCAUUGUUUGGAAUAGACUAAACAAGUCGAGUGUGACCACAAACUAAAACUAACUAAGGUGUAAGGUGGUGAAAACUCUAUCAAUGAUUGGUCAUUUGCAAUUCAGUUUUUUUCUGGCUGCAAAUGUAAUAAUUGAUCAGCAUAGUUAAUGCAGACUUGCCCAAUCAAAAGCAGGACUACUACUCAGCAGUUUUACAACAGUUGAAUGAAUGCACUCGGUGUCUAUGAUGAGUUGAGCUUGGUUUUACAUAUUGAUUGAGUUAAUUCUAGUUUAUUUUCGCUGUGGGGUUGUUACCCUUUGUAACUGCCAGUAAUAUCUAGUUCUGAUUACACUUUUACACAUGUCCUGUCAGGGAGAGGC
Messenger RNA from Seriola dumerili (greater amberjack), 4664 nucleotides. RefSeq names its product cleavage and polyadenylation specific factor 6 (gene cpsf6). Gene Ontology annotation, molecular function: mRNA binding. Gene Ontology annotation, biological process: mRNA alternative polyadenylation. The transcript has 12 exons. Gene Ontology annotation, cellular component: mRNA cleavage and polyadenylation specificity factor complex. The coding region runs from base 29 to 1786 and encodes 585 amino acids. The record is from RefSeq and is a predicted model, not a curated record. NCBI's taxonomy places the organism in Eukaryota, Metazoa, Chordata, Actinopteri, Carangiformes, Carangidae.